Messenger RNA from Xyrauchen texanus (razorback sucker), 2775 nucleotides. RefSeq names its product PHD finger protein 23b (gene phf23b). The record is from RefSeq and is a predicted model, not a curated record. The coding region runs from base 446 to 1408 and encodes 320 amino acids. The transcript is spliced from 5 exons. NCBI's taxonomy places the organism in Eukaryota, Metazoa, Chordata, Actinopteri, Cypriniformes, Catostomidae. Gene Ontology annotation, biological process: negative regulation of autophagosome assembly; positive regulation of protein ubiquitination; negative regulation of autophagosome maturation.
CUUUUUUUUUUUUUUUAAGGGGGGGGUGAGAGAAGAAGAACUUUGGUCGUGUUUUCACGGCUGUCGAACAAGGACAAUAGCGCGACCGUGCAGUUUAUGUAACUAUUAUUUCUUUGUAAAAACAUGCUGGAUCCUGGGUUUUACCGUUGGCUGUCUUUCUGGUGGUUUGUGAAGUAAUUGGACUGCCAACUGUAUUGUUUUCGCAACGCUACUCGCUGGCCAAAUUGAAGUGAAUUAAUCUCUACAGAGACUUCCAACAUAGCGACAUUUUCUUGGACCUGUUCGUAAGAUCUAUAAACGAAGUAAUAUUCGUUGUUUACAUCUUUCUGAUGUCCAGCUAGCUCGACUACAACUAGUCAGCCGGGGAUCGCUGCGCCCUAGCCGGGCGAACAUUGACGCUGCUCGGUGUCAUCCAAGUGAAGUCGAGCGAGUUUAUUAGGCGACAAUGUUUGAAAUAAUGUCCGAGCACCAAGAUUCGUUACUGAAGUGCAAAGCAGAGGCUCUGCCAUCAGAGAGAAGAAAGAGGACUGUAGAGGACUUCAACAAGUUUUGCAGUUUUGUUCUUGCAUAUGCCGGAUACAUACCUUCUCCAAAGGAGGAAAGCCCAUGGUCACCAGCAUCUUCCAGUUCUCCAAACAGCUCUGGUGCUUCAGGUGAAGGAAGCAUUUUAGGUGGAGCAAGUUCUAACAUGGCUGCCAGCUGGAGUCAUGGCACAUCAAACUUGCAUACAAUCCACACCUUUGUUCGCAAGUCUCGUGCCAACAAGAGUAACAAGAGCAUGCAGCGAUUAUCUACUGAUGGCACACUUGUUGAAAAAAUGUGUCUAAAAGACUCUUUCUAUGAAGGACAGGAUUCCACCAAAGUUGAACGCAAAAAGGACAAGAAGCUGAAGCGCCUUUCUCUAGGUUCAGGUGCUGGCGACAGCAGUAGCAGUGGUGGCGAGAAACGUGCGAGGAUCAAGCGCAGUAAAAACCCCAAACAGCCCAAAGCCUUUAAGAAGCUUAAGAGCUCUGCCCACAGCGAGUCAGACUCGGAGACUGGUCUUGGACAUGGAGAAGAGCAAUCGGGCCAUGGAGCAGGAGCUGAGCGCAGGCUACAAGCUCUGGGUGCAGCGCUGGAGAAAGGAGAGCUGGAGGAGGCUUCCAGAGAAGCAGAUUUGAGCUCCAGUGAAGGAGAGACUUGGAUAGCGGAUGAGGAUAUUAUGGUGGAGUCAGGUGAUGAUUCAUGGGAGUUGAUCACCUGUUACUGUGGUAAACCUUUUGCAGGACGGCCAAUGAUUGAAUGUAGUCAGUGCAAUGUGUGGGUGCACCUCUCAUGCGCCAAAAUUAAGAAGUCUAAUGUGCCCGACAUAUUUAAAUGCCAGAAAUGCAGAGACCCUCGACGGUCAACUCACAAAAAAGACACUUAGAUGAGGGAGCUCAAUCAUUCCCUCAUAGCUCUGAAUGUUCCCAGUUCUCCAGUUUUUGUAUCCAACACUCUUUCGGUUUCACACUAUUUCUCUUUCUUGGCAAUUUGACAGCUGUUUGAUAUCCCUCCCUUGGGAUAGUGUCUUCUAACAUAUUUUGCACUCAAAGAUCCCCAUUACAGGGACAGUUCACUGAGAAAUAAUUUUUUGAAUUAGUCUCUUAGCUGUUGAGUUAGUACCCAGAUUAAUCUCCUUAAAAACAACUCCAGCAGUGCAAUCAAUUGUAAAAUAUCCUUUUAUCAACUGAAAUGUUUUGGUGUUUGGUAUAAUUAGCUUGCAUGCAUGUUUUUUUUAUAAGUGGCAAUCUGUUCCUUUUGAGAGAAAAUGUAAUGGGGGCACAUCCACCCUACAGCUUGCACAUUUGUCAAAGUACGUCUUGCUGAGAUUCAAUUAAAAGUAAAAUCUUAAGAGUAAAACUUUGCGUUGAUUCAGAGAUGGGAUAUCUAAAAAUGUGUUUAUAUGAUUUUGCCAAAGAGAUAUGGAAAAUGCAUAAUUUCUAAGUGAACUGUCCAUUUGGUAAUUUUUCUUGGGGCCACAUGCCUUUGUCUGAAAGAAUCAUUUAGAUGUAAUUUACUAGUCUCAAUUCCAUCGCCUGUUGGUGAUCGUAAAAGACAACGUUAAUAUUACACCCCCUUAAUUGAAAUUACAAUUGGUAGAGUGGAAAAUCACACCCAGAUAGACCUGACCAGACAGCUAAUAUUUUAACAUUUAAAGAACUAGUGUCUGGCUCUCAGUUCUGUCUCAUUUGGGGAGGGAAUCAUUUCAGUUGAAUUAGAGCUGUCAAGCAUAAAUAAUGUCUUCUAAAUCUUUUGUUAAUGUAUAGUAUGUUAGCUCAUGUACCAGGAAGCUAUCAAACUUCGUCUUUAAUUACUUGCACAACUUAGUGUUCUAAUUUUUGUUUUUGAUGUGUUAAGCUGUCAUAGAAGAUUUCAGUUUUGAAAAAUGCUCUUGUGAAAGCUAGAUUUAGGAGCUGUGCUUUACUAAAGCUGUCCCCCAAAUGGAAUGGUUGUUUUCGUUUGAAGUAGUUUGGAGACUAUUGUUUGGAUAUUUUAUUUGUGGUUUCUUUGUGACGCAAGGGGGGAUUGGAAAAUCCCAAAAGCCAGACAUCUCUUGCCUCAUGUUUCAUUCUGUAAAUAUCAAAGAUUUUGCAAAGUGUACAUAUGUGAAAGUGAAAAGCAAAGCAAAUGAUUAUAUACAUAUAUGUGUGUGUGUGUGUGUGUGUGUAUAUAUUCCAUAUAAUUUUUUUUUUUUUUUGCAUCUGAUAUUGUUUUCUUUAACUACCUAGAGAAAUAAAACUUUUCUUUAUAGGG